This is a messenger RNA of Vitis vinifera (wine grape), 1560 nucleotides long. Its product is annotated as GRAS family protein RAD1. The coding region runs from base 1 to 1560 and encodes 519 amino acids. The record is from RefSeq and is a predicted model, not a curated record. Gene Ontology annotation, cellular component: nucleus. The transcript has a single exon. Gene Ontology annotation, molecular function: DNA-binding transcription factor activity; sequence-specific DNA binding. Gene Ontology annotation, biological process: regulation of DNA-templated transcription. NCBI's taxonomy places the organism in Eukaryota, Viridiplantae, Streptophyta, Magnoliopsida, Vitales, Vitaceae.
AUGGCUUCUGAUCUGUUGAGUGAAGAAAGGAGUGAUGAGGUGAGUGGUCUUGAUACCAGCCUUUCGGCUCAGGCUUACUAUUCUCGCUCUUAUCUGCCCAUAUUCCAGAAUGGUUCUGCUACUAAUUGGUUCCACUACUCGGAUGAAGCUAGAAACCACAAGAGGCUUAAACGAACCCAAAGUAUAGCUGAAUCCAUCGGAAGUAAUAGCAGCCUUUAUAGUGGUGGAAAAAGCUAUAGUAACAGCAGCAGCAGUUUUAUCAACCGCAGUAGCAGUACUAAUAGCUUGAAUAGCUUGCCAAGGCUCCAUUUUCGAGAUCAUAUAUGGACUUAUACUCAAAGAUACCUUGCAGCUGAAGCUGUGGAAGAAGCAGCAGCAGCCAUGAUCAGUGCUGCAGAAGGUGAAGUUGAGGAAGAUGGAAGUGGGGACGGGAUGAGGUUGGUUCAGCUUCUCAUUGCUUGUGCUGAAGCUGUGGCUUGUCGUGACAAGACACAUGCCUCAUCGCUAUUAUCAGAGCUUCGAGCCAAUGCUUUAGUCUUCGGCUCUUCAUUCCAGCGUGUGGCAUCCUGCUUUGUCCAAGGCCUCGCGGACCGGCUGUCUUUGGUUCAACCACUUGGGGCAGUUGGUUUUAUAGCACCGUCCAUCAACCCAUUGGACACAGCCUGGGAGAAAAAGGAGGAAGCCUUACGUCUUGUUUAUGAAAUUUGCCCACAUAUUAAGUUUGGUCACUUUGUGGCCAAUGCUUCAAUAUUGGAAGCCUUUGAGGGAGAGAAUUUUGCCCAUGUCGUUGACUUGGGCAUGACACUUGGCCUAGCACAUGGUCAGCAAUGGCGCCAGCUGAUCCAUAGCCUAGCCAAUCGUGCAGGCCGACCACCACGUCGUCUUAGGAUCACUGGUGUCGGCCUUUGUGUAGACCGGUUCAAAAUUAUAGGUGAGGAGCUUGAGGCUUACGCCCAGGACUUGGACAUAAACUUGGAGUUUUCAGCAGUGGAAAGCAACUUGGAAAAUCUUCGGCCUGAAGACAUCAAACGUGAAGAUGGGGAAGCUCUUGUUGUCAACAGCAUCCUUCAAUUGCACUGUGUGGUCAAGGAAAGCCGCGGAGCUUUAAACUCGGUCCUGCAGAAAAUCAACGAGCUCUCACCCAAGGUUUUAGUCCUGGUUGAGCAGGACUCAAGCCAUAACGGACCCUUCUUUCUUGGGAGGUUCAUGGAAGCACUUCAUUACUACUCUGCAAUCUUUGACUCCCUAGAAGCAAUGCUACCUAAGUAUGAUACUAGGCGCGCCAAAAUAGAACAGUUUUACUUUGGGGAGGAGAUAAAGAACAUAGUGAGUUGCGAAGGGCCAGCAAGGGUGGAGCGGCAUGAGAGGGUGGACCAGUGGCGCAGGAGGAUGAGUCGUGCCGGGUUUCAGGCUGCACCCAUUAAGAUGAUGGCUCAGGCCAAGCAAUGGCUGGGGAAAGUUAAGGCCUGUGAAGGGUAUAAUAUUAUGGAAGAGAAGGGAUGCUUGGUGCUGGGCUGGAAAUCAAAGCCUAUUGUGGCAGCCUCUUGCUGGAAAUGCUGA